Messenger RNA from Rotaria socialis, 1818 nucleotides. The record is from the annotation of a GenBank genome assembly. Lineage: Eukaryota; Metazoa; Rotifera; Eurotatoria; Philodinida; Philodinidae.
AAUGUAUUAUAUAUAUCUUUAAGCUCUUGUAAUAAUUUUCACACUCUCAUAGAGAGAACAAAAUGUAUCAACUGACUAGACGCGCCAAACAUAACAUAAUUCAAUUUCAAAACGCGACAAAGACAAAGCGAUGAAGACGAGAGAGAGAAAAAGAACAUAUAGCGAGAAACUCGCGCGAAAUCAGAAACAAGACAUGUGACGACACACGGUGCCGUCACAGGGGGGCUUGGGGAGGCUAUGUUAUUUGAAAAAAAUCCUCCUGAUGUCAUCGUAAUUCUAUAUUUGAUAAGUGAAAGCGGUUAGAAAAUCGAUGCUAUUUUUUCUUCGAAGUAAUGUUCAGUUCAGUCCGAGGAUAUAUAUGUUGCAUGUUUUUGAAAUAUUUUCAUUUAUUAAUGCUAGCGUCUCCUCUAUGAAGAUGAAGGGGAAUAGUGAACGUCGUUAUCUAAGAUCAACAAUGACCAGGGUUGUCGAUUGCUUUUGACAAGUAGUGAGGGCUAAAAAUUUCGCAGAAAAUCUGAAAAUUUUGACAGAAAAUCUCGUCUCGCUUUUAGACAGUAACUGAGGAAAUAAUGCUGAACUUUUCGACUUUCUGCGAUAUUUUGUUGAAAAAAAGUGGUUUACUUGAUUUUUUUCAGAAAAAUGGGGAAAAAUGCUUAAAGGCCGGGUUUUCGCCAGAAUUUCUUACAAAAUUUUUAAAAUUUCGCAGAAAGAAUUCAAAAUUUUCGCAAUAAAUUUUCGCAUAUUUUCAAUUUUUGGGGGACUAGCCCCAUGCUCGGCAAACCUGGCAAUGAUACAACAGCGCUUUAAUCCUGUGCUUAUCCCUCAUGUUCAUAAAGAAAAAUUAGAUCAGUUAGACUUGAACAGUAGUCGUUCUGAUUUUAUUGCAAAAAAUCAGAGUAGAAAAGCCUUUUUUGGACGUGAAUAAUAGUUUUUGUACUUGUGAAUUUUUUAUUUGCUUUAGUCAAGGUUUAAGAUUUUUGAUGCUCAUGUUGAUAAUGAAAUAAAAAUUUUGAUAGUGUAGUAGAAUUCUCGAUUGCUGUGAAGGUGUGCAAAUGAGUCAGUGAAGAAAAUGUUUUAAAUGAAGGUUAUAACCAAGAAAUUUAAAAGUCUGUUUUCUCCCUCUAAUGUCGACUUUCUGUCGUUGUUUUUCAAAAACAUUUUGAGCCCCCCCUAAAUUAGAAACGUUCCACCGCCUAUGAUCAUCGUCCUGGGAUAUAAAUCGAUGAUCAUACUAUGUUUAUUUGCAGAUCAUUAUCAUCACAUUCCACAAUCAUUUAAGAUGGUAUGUAUGAAAGUUUUUUCUGUUCAUAAUCAUUUCUUUAUAUGUAGCUGAUCUCUUCGAUGGACCAAUGAUGAUUGAACAAUGCUUUUCUUUUUUUAUUCUCCUCAUUAUCCUUGUAUGAAGGGAAAACAUUCUUAACUAUCAUCAGUUCAUCGGAGAGAUCAGCGAUAUAUAAAGAAAUGGCAAUCAUCGAAGUACUGAUAUCAACAUUCAAAGGAUCUGAGCUUUAAGAUAAUAUGAUCGUUUUGUUUUAGGCGAACAAUAUAACAACCGUAAUCAACGUCUUGCGUACACAUUUGGAUGUAUUAUGGGCUCAUCAACAAAUCAAGUAUCCUCAACAUAAUUACAUCACCUGGCCUAUGGUAUUAAAAUUGGUGCAAGAUGUUAAUCAAUAUUAUACUUGUGGAAUACUGGACGUCGAUGAUGUAGCAUCGACAGUUGCUGGCGUUGGUGGUGGUAAUUAUCAAGAACAAUUACAACGAUCAGAGCAGCAUAUGUUGGAUCUAUUGGCAAAAGUAAGGAUUAACUCUUAUUAA